CUCUACCCGCGCGCUCGCAGCUUCUCGCUCUCGCCGCUUGCCCGCCCGCUCCCUUGCUUGCUCGCGCUCUGCUCGCGGAUCGAGGAGGCUUUGGCCACUGCGUGCGGCCGUGAAGGGAGACAGGAGGCGGCUCAGGGGAAAGGAGGCUGCAUUGGUGGUGGUAGUAAGAAGAUGUCGGGCGAGGACGAGCAGCAGGAGCAAACUAUCGCCGAGGACCUGGUCGUGACCAAGUAUAAGAUGGGGGGCGACAUCGCCAACCGGGUACUUCGAUCUUUGGUGGAAGCAUCCAGUCCAGGUGUGUCGGUACUGAGCCUAUGUGAGAAAGGCGAUAACAUGAUUAUGGAAGAAACAGGGAAAAUCUUUAAGAAAGAAAAGGAAAUGAAGAAAGGUAUUGCCUUUCCUACCAGCAUUUCGGUAAAUAACUGUGUAUGUCACUUCUCCCCUUUGAAGAGUGACCAGGACUAUAUUCUCAAGGAAGGUGACUUGGUAAAAAUUGACCUUGGGGUCCAUGUGGAUGGCUUCAUUGCUAAUGUGGCUCAUACUUUUGUGGUUGGUGUAGCUGAGGGGACCCAAGUAACAGGACGGAAAGCAGAUGUCAUUAAGGCAGCUCACCUUUGUGCUGAAGCUGCCCUGCGCCUGGUCAAACCUGGAAACCAGAACACCCAAGUGACAGAAGCCUGGAACAAAGUUGCCCAUUCAUUUAAUUGCACGCCAAUAGAAGGUAUGCUGUCACACCAGUUGAAGCAGCAUGUCAUCGAUGGAGAGAAAACCAUCAUUCAGAAUCCCACAGACCAACAGAAGAAGGACCAUGAAAAGGCCGAAUUUGAGGUACAUGAAGUAUAUGCUGUGGAUGUUCUCGUCAGCUCAGGAGAGGGCAAGGCCAAGGAUGCGGGACAGAGAACCACCAUUUACAAACGAGACCCCUCUAAACAGUAUGGCCUGAAAAUGAAAACUUCACGUGCCUUUUUCAGUGAGGUGGAAAGGCGUUUUGAUGCCAUGCCAUUUACUUUAAGAGCAUUUGAAGAUGAGAAGAAGGCUCGGAUGGGUGUGGUAGAAUGUGCCAAACAUGAGCUGCUGCAACCAUUUAAUGUUCUCUAUGAGAAGGAGGGUGAAUUUGUUGCCCAGUUUAAAUUUACAGUUCUGCUCAUGCCCAAUGGCCCCAUGCGGAUAACCAGUGGUCCCUUUGAGCCUGACCUCUAUAAGUCUGAGAUGGAGGUCCAGGAUGCAGAGCUUAAGGCCCUCCUGCAGAGUUCUGCAAGUCGGAAAACCCAGAAAAAAAAGAAAAAGAAGGCCUCCAAGACUGCAGAAAAUGCCACCAGUGGGGAAACAUUAGAAGAGAAUGAAGCUGGGGACUGAGGUGGGUCCCAUAUCCCCAUCUUGCUGCUCCAGCCUCAUCCCCUUCCCACUACACCCCAGGCUCUGUGAAGUGCAGUUCAUCUUCUCCACCUAGGACCGCCAGCAGAGCAGGGUCUCCCUGCCCUCAUCCCAGUCCCCCUGCCCACCCCCUUCCAACAACAACCAGCUCCAACUGACUCUGGUUUUGGGAGGCCAGGCUUCCCAGCCACUGAAGACUACUUUAAAUUGAAAAAAAAAAAAGAAAGAAAGAAAGAAAUUGAAUAAUAAAAUCAGGAGUCAAAAUUCAUCGUCUUCAAGCCCUCUUUCUAGCCUUUUCUACUAUGCUUGAUCAAGGUUUGUGAACGGGGAGGAGGCUAAAUUAGCCACCACCACUAAAAACUCAGCUGAAAUAUUUUAUACCAUUCUGAUGUCAACAUUUUCUUAUCCAUCUUGGGCUUUUCUGUCUGAUUUCUCACUCUCCCCAAGUAUUUUAUCUGCUCUCAAAAUUAAGAGGAGCUGUUCUUCAGAUUGUUUUUUAUUCAUAUGUAGCAGAUUCCUCAUCUGAUCCAGGUUGUCUAGUCAGGCCCUUCCCAUGUUUAGAAGUUGAAGUCUCCAUUUCUGAAGAGAUUCCCAUCUAUCAAAUGGAUUCCCAUUUGUAAAUCUUUUUAGUUGUUUUUGUUCUUCAGGCUCACCCCCCCACCCUUGACAAAACUGUAAAGAAAUAAACCAUCUCACCUGUCCUUUUCUCUGGAGUCAGUGGGGCCUUCCUUGCUCCUCCAUUUACAAAAAACCUAAGCUGGAAGUUCAACUGUGGUUUUAUUCCCUGUUUGAAAUAUUUUGACCUCCCUCCCCUGAAAGAAAUACCUGGAACCAGAGGAGUAGACUGAAGAGAACUCCUGGCUUUCUGAAGCUAUGGACUUGGAUUGGAUGAAUUGCUGGGGGUUUAUAGAGAAAGAUGACAUUUCAGUACCUCUGGCAUGCUGUCCCGGGAAUCGGGGCUCCCACUAACUUAUGAGGUUUUUAAACACAUUGAAGGUGAUAUAGCAUUAAAAUAAAUUUGGAUUUGCUCAUAA
Molecule: messenger RNA, 2408 nt
Organism: Ictidomys tridecemlineatus (thirteen-lined ground squirrel)
Lineage: Eukaryota; Metazoa; Chordata; Mammalia; Rodentia; Sciuridae
Gene: Pa2g4
Product: proliferation-associated 2G4
Source: RefSeq, a predicted model, not a curated record